This is a messenger RNA of Saxophila tyrrhenica, 1482 nucleotides long. It is a transcript of the gene ENP1, whose product is annotated as snoRNA-binding rRNA-processing protein. Gene Ontology annotation, biological process: rRNA processing. NCBI's taxonomy places the organism in Eukaryota, Fungi, Ascomycota, Dothideomycetes, Mycosphaerellales, Extremaceae. The coding region runs from base 1 to 1482 and encodes 493 amino acids. Gene Ontology annotation, cellular component: cytoplasm; nucleolus; preribosome, small subunit precursor. The transcript is spliced from 2 exons. Gene Ontology annotation, molecular function: snoRNA binding. The record is from RefSeq and is a predicted model, not a curated record.
AUGUCGAAGACCGCAAGAUCAGCCUCAAGCGCGCAAAAAGAGCGACUCCAUCAGCCGCUGAGUGAAGAGUACUCGCCAACAGCUCCACUCAAGCAGAAGACUGGCAGGAAGCGAAAGCAAUCGCACGAUGAAGAGCCCGGGCACGAUGCAUACGUCAACAGCCUCGGACAGGACCUCGCUGCGGAAGAUGAGGCGGAGCGACAAUCCACGCAACCUGCUGCAAAGAACGAUGCUUUCUCAUUCAAGAGCAGAUUUCCGAUAGGUGGCGCGGAUGAGGAUAACGCAGGCGCAGAGGCUGGAGAAUACGACGAUGAGGAAGCGUGGGGUUCAGACGAGGAGGUGGAAGAGGUGGAGGUCGAUCCCAACGAUUUGGAGGCGUUCAACAGAUUCAACCGCAGCUUCGACCCGGCGACAUUACUACAACCGAAGGGCAAGGAGACCGACACAGCAGGAGGUGGCACAAAUCUUACGGAACUCAUACUGGCAAAGAUCGCGGCGCAUGAGGCUCAGCAGGAUACUUUAGGGGAAGGUUUCGAGCCUGUACAGCAAGAUGAGCCACCAGAAGAUGCAGUCGAGUUGCCCGAAAAGGUCGUUGAAGCAUAUGGCCAUGUUGGGAAGCUAUUGUCAAGAUACAAGAGCGGAAAGAUGCCAAAGCCAUUCAAGGUUCUGCCCACGCUGCCACAGUGCGACACACUACUUGCGAUUACACGACCCGACAGCUGGUCACCCAACGCCGUUUACGAAGCCACCAAGAUCUUUUCCUCCUCGAGACCAGAAAUGGCACAAUUCUUCAACGAGGAAGUCCUUUUACCUCGGGUGCGGGAGGACAUCCACGAAACGAAGAAGCUGAAUGUACAUCUGUACAAGGCUCUGAAGAAGACACUUUACAAGCCGGCGGCGUUCUUUAAAGGCCUGGUUUUCCCACUCCUCGAAUCCGGCACUUGCACGCUUCGAGAAGCCACCAUCAUCGCCUCAGUCGUUGCAAGAGUCUCUAUCCCAGUCCUACAUUCUGCGGCUGCGCUCUACCACCUUUGCGAGAUCGCAAGCAAUCAGAUGUCAGUGGACGUUGAAUCAGCCGGCGCAUGCAACAUCUUCAUCCGGACACUGCUGGAGAAGAAGUACGCCUUGCCCUAUCGCGUGAUCGACGAACUGGUCUUCCACUUCCUGCGCUUUAGACAGGUCAAGCAAGGCGAUGGCGAAGACGUGUCUAUGAGUGGAGCAAGCGGGUAUCCGGGCAAGAAAGGCGCUGGUGAUACCAAACUGCCUGUGCUGUGGCAUCAAUGCUUGCUCGCUUUCGCGCAAAGGUACAAGAACGAGAUCGAGGAGGAGCAGCGGGAUGCUCUGCUGGACUUGCUGAAGGUUAGAGGGCACAAAGACAUCGGACCGGAGGUGAGGAGAGAGCUGGUGGAAGGCAAGCCGAGGGGUACAGCCGAAGACACUGGUGCGGCGAUGGGCGGCGACGAUACCAUGGUUGAUGUUUGA